AUGUGUCCUGUUGGGAACGUUGCGGAGAAUGGCUUAAUGUGGCAGACACUCCCACGCUGUGUGGCAGAGGACUUUGAUUGUCCUUUGCCGAGCAUCCUACCGGAAGGUUAUAAAGUGGUGGGCAAGGAAGUGGUAUGCGAAGAGGGCUAUGUUGGCUCCUUUGUGUCACGUCGCUGCGGUCACGACUCUGCCUGUCACAAGGUGCUGGAGCUCACGGGCUGCGUGAAGCCAGUGCCGUGCGCCCCACUGAAGAUUGAGCCUUGCGAGCGCGACAAUUUGGCCUGCUCCAGGCUGGAGACUCCUGUUGGAUCGGAUGCAAGGCUCCUUUCUUCGGUCAAUCGGCAUUGGCCACCUGCCCAGCGGGGAACACAGAUCCAACGACACCGUUGGACUACGAUUUGUCAAGCUGCCUUUGCUCUGAUCCACCGGUGA
Messenger RNA from Durusdinium trenchii, 432 nucleotides. Lineage: Eukaryota; Dinophyceae; Suessiales; Symbiodiniaceae. The record is from the annotation of a GenBank genome assembly.